Cooperia oncophora is the source of this 393-nucleotide messenger RNA. The record is from the annotation of a GenBank genome assembly. Lineage: Eukaryota; Metazoa; Nematoda; Chromadorea; Rhabditida; Trichostrongylidae.
AUGUCGUUUAUGUCUGGGGGAUGUUUUGCUCACGACGUUUUCUUCACUCCGACGUCCAAUAGAGCAGAGAAGAAUUGCUACACUUUCACUGACGGCAAUAGCCUGUGCGCCCAGAAAUUCACACUUCCAACGGAUUGCUUGGUAUUUGGAAACGGCAGUGUUGUCUGUGUGAGGCCUGUAGAGCGAACUGAAAAACGUUCCUCACCAAGACAAGAGAGUACGAACACAACUCGAAGUUACCGAGGGAAAGCGCGCAUUGCAUUCGCCAUACCCGCGCUUGUCGCGCUUGUAGUUCCAAAGUUAGCAGCCAUAUUACCUGGUGCAGCGGUAGCGGCGGGUGAGGGUUUGGCAUUUGGUGUGGGUGUGGGAGUGGGUACAAAAGUUGCAGGCUAA